Anoplophora glabripennis (Asian longhorned beetle) is the source of this 2398-nucleotide messenger RNA. It is a transcript of the gene MED15, whose product is annotated as mediator of RNA polymerase II transcription subunit 15. Lineage: Eukaryota; Metazoa; Arthropoda; Insecta; Coleoptera; Cerambycidae. Gene Ontology annotation, molecular function: transcription coregulator activity. The transcript has 6 exons. Gene Ontology annotation, biological process: regulation of DNA-templated transcription. The record is from RefSeq and is a predicted model, not a curated record. Bases 213 to 2078 code for a protein of 621 amino acids.
UCUGUCGUCUUGUCGUCUUUGGCAGUUUGUAGAGCGAGGAAAUUACACAUAAUUUCGUGAAAUAUAAAAUUAAAAUCACGUUUCUUAAAAUCAAACGAAGUGUCCUCCAAAUAGAAAAUUAGUUAUUUCUUCUUAAUAUAUUGUUCUUUUUCUGAACAUACUGACAUCUAAAAUAUUUUUUGUCUUGUGACAUUUCUAUAAAGACUUCGAAAAUGACAGAUGACUCUUGGAGAACUAAUACAUUUAGGCAAAGUGUUGUUAACAAAAUAGACGAAGCAAUUCGUCAGUCUGGAAUGAACACAUCAAGAAACAGUAUCGAAAUGGAGAAUCAUGUAUUUCAGAAAGCGAAAAAUAAAGAAGAGUAUCUUGGAUUCGUUGCAAGGCUUAUUCUACAUGUUCGUGAAAUGAAACCGAAACAAGGUGGGGGUAUGGCUGGUCCCGGGCAGGGCCAAGUUGGCCCGGGGAUGCCCGAUCCCAUCAAUGCCCUACAAAAUUUGGCUUCCCAGGGAAGCCGCAACCCGAUGAUAAACAUGGCGCCUCAACCCGGUCAAAUGGGUGGUCCUCAACAACCGACAGCCACCAAUCUACUGCAGACCUUAAAUAGGGGUCCUGCGCAGCAGAUGAUGUUGGGUAAUAUGUCGGGAAAUAUGGCAGGUAACAUGCCCAUGCAGGACAGGCAGAAUAUAGGGAUGCCCCCAAACGGGAGCCAGAUGACUAGAACAGACCAGAUUAACAAUCAAAUGGCAAAUCAAAUAAGAAUGCAACAAAUACAAAACAGUGCUCUCAAUCAGAUGCCUAAUCAGAUGCAGACACAUCUGAGUAAUCAAAUGCAGAAUUCCGUGCAGAAUCAGAUCGGAAAUCAAAUGCCAGGACAGAUUCAGGGACAGUUGCAGAUGCAGGGCAAUCUGGGUGGGGCUAUGGCAAACCAGAUUCAAAACCAAAUGAUAGGUGGCAUGAACCAAAUCCCCCAACAAAAGGCACAAACGAUGAUAAUGAACCAGAUAACCCCUAAUUUCCCGCGAAAUCCAACCCCAAACCAAAUUUUCAAUCAGAGUCCGUCCCCCUCAGUCCAAUCCCCAGCCGGUCUAGGCAGUCAACCACCAGUUGCUUCCCCCGCCCUGGCACCCUCGCCUGGAGCACCCAUGAGCAUGAUGGGGGCCGGGGCCCCACCGAGAUCAGUCGGUAUGGCUCCAAGUCCCGGCAGCACCUUGAAUACUCCCGGUCAGCCGAAUCAGAGCCCGAUGGGUGGCGGGGCCAUGACUGACGAUCAGGCUUAUAGGGAAAAAGUCAGGCAGCUCACUAAGUACAUCGAGCCUCUGAGGAAGAUGAUCACGAAAAUGGGAAAUGAAGAUAUCGAGAAGAUGAGCAAGAUGAAAAAACUCCUGGAAAUAUUGUCUAAUCCUCAAAAGAGGGUACCUUUGGACACCUUAAAAAAAUGUGAGAUAGUACUGGAGAAAAUUGACUUUAAAAGGGGGGACGGUAGCGUUCCCGCCACCUCUACGGCUCAUCUGCCUUUUAAAGAACCCCAUGUUUUUCAUUCACUAUUGGAUGCAGUUAAUGCCAAUCUACAGAGUCCUGUUAUCAAUCACACCCUGCACCGUACAUUCGGGCCGACACUUGAAGCCCUUUUUGGUCCAGAAAUUAAACUGGUACCCCCGCUAAAGAAACUAAAACUGGAGGAACCCACUAGCGACAUUCCCGACGUCUUACAAGGCGAAAUAGCCCGCUUAGACCAACGAUUCAAAGUCUCUCUAGACCCCAACCAGCAACCAGGCUCGAAAUCCAUCCAUCUUACGUGCUGGCUGGACGACAAACAUCUACCGUGUGUCCCACCCAUGUCUCUAACUGUCCCCGAGGACUAUCCAAAGACGGCCCCGACCUGCCACAUGGCACCUCAGGAAUACAAUGCCACUCAGUUCCUGUCGGCGGUGCAAACCGCGCUGUUGGCGAGGAUUAAGAAGCUGCCCAAGCAUUUUUCGGUGUCGCAGCUUUUGGACACGUGGGAGAUGAGCGUCAGGCAGGCUUCUGCGCCCACAAAUACCCCGGUUAGUACCCAGACGAUUAUGAUGGGGCUGUGAAGGAUGUAGGUAGUGUGCCGUAAAUUAUUCUUAGGAAAUAUUGUGUGUGUAAUUGUUUCAGUACUCAGAUCGUUACGAGUAAGUAAAUGUGUAAGUGUCUUCGUACAGUGCCUUCAUAAAUGAUUACAAGCCACGUGAUCAGUAAUUGUUUGGGGCAGUGUCUUUAUUUUCUUCGCGUUGGCUAUUAAAUUCCGAUAAAAUUAUUUACUUUUCGGUUUUACGAUGCCGCUUGUUCAAUAGCGGCAAAUUACAAAUUUCUUUACAACAAACAGUAAUUUGAGUUUCAAACUAACUCCAUUUUAUAGAAAAUCUACGUUAGA